Molecule: messenger RNA, 315 nt
Organism: Paramuricea clavata
Lineage: Eukaryota; Metazoa; Cnidaria; Anthozoa; Malacalcyonacea; Plexauridae
Source: the annotation of a GenBank genome assembly
AUGACAUGCAAGGAGCUACCCAGGUCAUGGAAAGUCCAGGAAAGGAUCAAGGCAUUAAACGGUAAAUGGAAAUUCAGCGAGACCCCUGGAAAUACUUUUGGCAUUCAACAAAGCAUUAAAGAGAGAUUGGAAGUUAGAGUGCAAAAUAUGAUAAAAAACAGUCCUGCUACCGAGUCGUUCCGACAGAAUAAGAAAAUUCGAGUGAAGCUAUCAGGAGAUGGGACCAAUGUUGGAAAAAGUCUUCAUGUUGUGAAUGUUACUUUUACAAUUUUGGACCAAGGCUCAAAGGCAAUGUCAGCUGAUGAAACCAUAUAA